Molecule: messenger RNA, 10877 nt
Organism: Scylla paramamosain (green mud crab)
Lineage: Eukaryota; Metazoa; Arthropoda; Malacostraca; Decapoda; Portunidae
Gene: skd
Product: mediator of RNA polymerase II transcription subunit 13-like
Biological process (GO): positive regulation of transcription by RNA polymerase II
Cellular component (GO): mediator complex
Molecular function (GO): transcription coactivator activity
Source: RefSeq, a predicted model, not a curated record
GCCUCAGCAUCGUUGGAACGUCUCCCAUUUCCUCUCCGCCAUUAUACUGUAGAUCCAAUGGAGUGAUUGUGGUUAUCUGGAGGUUUACACGGUGAUUAAUCCAUAGCGUGUGGAUGGAUACAAGCGUAGUGUCGAAAAUGGGUCGAUGAUGUCCACGAACUCGCAAACGAACGGGGCAAGCCUAGAAGAUUGCCACACCAAUUUCUUCGCCUUGACGGACUUGUGUGGAAUAAAAUGGCGAGUUUACAUGUGGGACAACCCUGGCGGAAGCUGCUACGCGACUGGCGGCGGCGGCGGCGGUGGCGGCGGGGGUCCAGCUGACCCCCUGGAGGACCCGGUGCUGAUGUCCUACUCCCGCAUGAUCGCCGCCGACGUGCUGUGCGUGUGGCGGAAGACCUGGCGAGGGCCGCAGGACACCCCCUCCUCUCCGCACAUGUCCCAGCACCAGCAUCACCACGCCCAGCACCAGCUCCGCCACUCCUUGCGCCACUCCCCCAAGGAACUGUGGGUCUUCUGGUACGGCGACGAGCCAGACCUCACCAACCUGCUAGCCCCGGAGCUCCUCAGAUGUGAGGAGGAACGGGGUGCGUGGGACUGGGAGAGUGGCCUGUCCUAUGAAUGCAGGACGUUACUCUUCAAGGCGCUCCACAACCUUAUAGAGAGAUGCCUCCUGACACGGGACUUUGUGCGUCUUGGACGAUGGUUUGUGCAGCCAUAUGAGGGGCCGGAGGGCGUCCCUGGCAGCAGCAGCACACACCUGUCGUUCAGCCUCUCGUUCUUUGUCCACGGCGAGAGCAUCGUGUGUGCCAGCGUGGAUGUCCGCCAGCACCCUCCAGUCAGACAGCUGACCCGGAAGCAUCUUCUUCUUGCACAGCAGUCCAACCAUGGUGUCCCAGUGAUAUUGGCUCCAUACGGGCUGAGUGGCACCCUGACUGGAGUGAGCUACCGCCACUCUGACCCCUCCGUACAAAAGCUGCUGGAUGAGUGGAGGCAGUUCUUCCCUGUCGAGACCAAAGCUCCGCCCAAUGAAUCCCUGGAGCCCCCACUCCCAGCAGCUGUGGAAGUUAUUGUUGGUGGCCACAAGAUGCGUUACCCAACCUGCUACGUGCUGGUCACCGACUUGGACGACUACUUAAUGGCUGGCCGGGGGAACACCACCGUGGUGAACGUGGGUCAGGCGGCGCAGGGCAGCCUCAAGGGCGGCCUGACCAGCGAGGCAUCCUCAGAGGCCAGCGAAACCACCAACCUGCCUGUCCACAACUCCCCCUUCAUGGCCUCCACCCAUACCCUCCUUGCCUCAGAAUACAUUGGUUGUGGUGGCCGGGGGCUGGGCUGGUCAAGGGGGAUGUGUGAGCGGGUGUGGCAGGAUGUGGUGCACAGCCCCGGCCAGCAGCCCCCACCCCAGCAUGAUGGCCUCACCCCGGAGGCCAUCCCUGCCGAGAUAGCUGGCCACUGGGAGUUCUCGGACCCUGCUACCAAGAUCAGCUGUUCCUGUGCCAAAUGCAGGAGGGGUCGGGUCAGUAAUAAAGGGUGUAGCAGCAGUAAGGGCCGGGGAGGAAAACUUGGUGGAGGGGGAGGCAGUGGGCGUCUUCGGGGGGGCGGCUGCUCCCUGGCCGGCUGCAUCCCCUUCCACAAGAGGCCUCCUGCAACCCCCUUGGCUGAGGCCGACCAGUGUGGCAUGCCAGCCAUCGAAGAUUCAGAACUUUUGCAGGCCACUGCCAGAUUGAGUGGAGCCGGGACACCAAGUGGAGGGAGUGGGGGCGGAGGAUUCGGAGGUUACAAGAGUGGAGGGGUGACCACGCCAGGUAGUGUUCCUUCCCUCAGGCUGACCGGGGUGAGCGACGGCCCUCCCCCCUCAGUGGACUCCCCUGCCUCCAUCACACCCUCACCCCUGCCCACACCCCACUCCCAGCCCUCUGUGCCUCAUCAUGAUCCCACCAUGCCAACCCUCAGCCCACACCCUCCCCCCUCCAACACAUCAGUGGGGGACCCUCCUACCCCUGCCCCCCCUGACUCAGUGGAUGUCAAGCCCAGUGUGUCUGACCUCAUUGGGCCAAAGUCUGUGUCAUCCCCCAACACCCAGGGCCUGUCUCCCCUGGUGGGUGGGGACAGGAGUAAUGGUGUGGAGUCCAAUGAGACCCCCAGCAGUAUAGGUGGGAGUGGCAGCAGCAAUAGCAGUGGUGGUGGUGGCAGUGGUGGUGGCAGCAACAGCAGUGGCAGUGGUGGUGGCAGUGGCGGUAGCGGCAGUGGUGGUGGCAGCGGUGGUGGCGGCGGCGGUGGCAGUGGCAGUAGCAGUGGCAGUAGCAGCGGCAGUGGUGGUGGCGCCAGUGGUGGUGGUGGUGGUGGCAGUAACAGUACCAGCAGCAGUAACAGCACAGGCAGUGGGGGUCCUCCGAGGGGGCUGAAGAGACCUUCCCUGCCUGGCACAGACUACCACUCACUUCUGGAGCAGGAGAAGCCAAGCACCGUCCUCUAUGAUUACACCAAGCUUAAUGCAUGGCUCCACCACCCUGUCAAGAGAUUCAAGCCAGCAGAACCUAAGGUGGAGGAACCUCUCUGGCCACCCUACAGACCUGCCCACAUCCAGGAGAAGAUGGAACCUUACAGGCAGGAGGUUGGCCAGGAGGUCCCUGAGAUGAACGGGCUGCCCCUGAAGCAUCCCUGCAGCAUCAAGAGGCCAGACGAUCCUUAUGACUUUGAGGAUGACCUAGGUUCAGGGGCCACCUUGGAGACCUACAAGAGGAAGGAUGGUCUGGAUAAGGAGGAGGCCAAGACCCCGAGCAGUGAGCAGUCCACUCAAGAUCCUCACUCUCCUUGUCAGCCAAAGAAAACCACUGGAAACCUCUACACCGCAGCCGGCCUCCAGCCAUCCUACGCCGACCUGGAGGACAUGUUUGACUCAGACUCCCCAGUGGAUGAUGGCACCUUCCCAGACCACACUCCACCAGGAUCCAAUAAGCCUUCUGGGGGUCCUGAAGACACUGCUGCAGUGCUCAGCAACAAGAGUGGUGGUGCUGGGAGCAAUAAAUCAAGUGUCAAUGCCAGUCUGGUGGAGCUGACCAAAAUGUUCCCCACUCCACCCUCCCAUGAGCACAACCCCGACCACGACCCGGUGCUGGAGGACGCCAUCAGUAUUAAGACAGAGCGGGUGGAGGAGCCCCGCCUGUCCCAGGUGCAGGAGCCCUCAGGGCACCCAUCCAGGGAAGAGCAGCCCCUCGUGCCAGCUGUGUACCAGCCCCCCACGGUGUCCAUGUUUGUAGGCUCCACCAAGUAUGCCCCACUGACCAACCUGCCCAGCCAGGAACAUAAAAUGGCUGUUUCCAUCCCAGAAGACUGGCUCUACAAACCUUCCUGGCAGUUCCCGGUCUCUGAGAAGCCCCACAGCACGGCCCCGCCCAUUGUCCACGUGGGGCCUCACUCUGGGGCUCCUUCUUCUUCUACUCCUACCAGCCAUAGCCAGAAGGCUGGGGUGUCUCCAAUCUCUCCCAUGCCCCCCAGCCUUGGGGGAUCCACCUCUGAUGGAGGCCCAGGCUCCCAGCGAGGGCCUGGCAGUGUAGGACCUGCCUCUGCUGGGCCGCCUAUCAACUAUGAGUUGACUUCGCCGGCCUCCAACCAGUCGUCCUACCUGAGCAAGGCACUGCCCUCAGUGGAGGCGGCAGGCCCCACGCUGGGCAUGAGCCAAGUACCUGAAGCCACCUCCCUUAUUGUGAACAUCGCCCUCCAGGACUCCAGCAUCAACCUGUUCCGGGACCACAACUUUGACUCCUGCACCAUGUGUGUCUGCAACAACAACCAGCGCAUCGUUGGCAACAUCCGGGGCAAUGAUGGCGCACUGUAUCUUCCUCCGACACAGCUCAGUGUGGAGGAGGAGAGCAUCUCUUGCAACUGUGGUUUCUCGGCUGUGGUGAACCGCCGCCUGGCCUUCCAGGCUGGCCUCUUCUAUGAGGAUGAGGUGGACCUCACAGGCUUGCAUGACGCCCUGGCCAACGAGUGCAAGAAGCAGUCACUGCACCUCCUCACCGACAACAACAACAAGGGAACAGAGAACUCUGACAGGGAGGGCGGGGCAACGGGAGGGACAGGGACAGGUGGAACAGGGACAGGUGCUACAGCGAGUGCAGCAGUGAGUGGUGCUGGUACCGGGCCAGGUAGUGGGGGUGGGACAGGCACACUGGAUCAGCUGCCUCAGUCCCUGUUUCGGCUGCUUCAGAGCCAGUGUCUAGUGACCCUAAGUACCCCCUCCAGUGUGUUGUAUCGCUCCACAACUGUCUACCAGAACACUCGCCGGGACAUCCUCCUCAAUAUUGUAGACUACAAGGACGGUAAUGAGAUAGCCUAUCUGGCUGUGGAACAGUCUCGGGGUGGUGGCCUUAGUGGCAUAACUGAGGGGGAGUCUGGCCCUGCUGGUAUCAGGUUACAGUGCAUGCACAAGUGGUGCUACUACCAGUUCAAUGGACCUCGUUGCUCUAGAGACAUUGUGCGUUGCAUGAAGGCCCUGCAGCCACACCUUCAGGAGGCUAUACAGAAGAAGGGACGCAGACUUAACUGGGAACCUGUGUUCAGCGUGGACGGGCCACUCACGUGGCGUCAGUUCCACCGCAUGGCCGUGCGUGGCACCGAGGACAUGGCCGAGCCUCUGCCCAUCCCCAUGCUGCUGGCUGGCCAUGACCGGGAUUGGCUCUCGGUGGCUCCCCAGUCCCUGCGUCAUUGGGAGAAACUGUUGCUGGAGCCCUACUCACAGCAGCGUAAUGUGGCCUAUGUGGUGGUGGCCCCUGACAACGAGUUCAUCCUCAGCCAUGUACGCACCUUCUUCAAGGAGCUGUCCUCUAUCUAUGAGCUGUGUCGGCUGGGAAGGCACUCCCCCAUCCAGAGGGUUUUAAGGAACGGCAUCAUGAGGAUAAGCAAGACAGCUGCCUCCAAGGUUGCUAAUGAGCCUCUGGAGGAAUGGUUCUCCCUUCUGGGUGAUUCUCACAUGUCCACCAAGCUCAAGGUGUAUGCUCAGGUGUGUCGACACUGGCUAGCGCCCCAUCUGGCUACCCUCAACAUGGACAAGAGCCUGUUUGAGACACACGGGUCCAGUAAGGCCACUGAGAGGCAGGCACCCUCACCCAUGCCUCCACCCUCAUCAGAAAAUGCGGCCACGCCCAACCCCUCCACCACCCCAACUCAGACUCAGGAGCCAGACACCGCUACUUACUCCUCCUCCAAUACCACCUCCUCCAGUGCAACUCCCAGCUCUCAGAGUAGUAGCACAGUGCUGGGAUCCGGCGCGAGCCUCAACGAGCCGGACGAGGAUGACUCUCCCCCGCCUGCCAUCCUGGUAUACCUAGUGGACCCCUUCAACGUGGGGGAGGACCAUCCUGACAUGCACCGCCUGGUGACCCUGGGACUCCUGCGCUGCUAUGAACACAUGCUGGAGGGUCUCCCGGAGAGCAUGCAGAACAAUGUGUACCUCCAGAUCAUCUCCCUGGAGAGCAUCCUGGAGCUAGCGAGUGAUUCCCAUGACCGUUCCCGUCACAUCGACCAACUCAAGUCCCUGGCGUUCUCGGUGUUCAUGCAGUGCCGCAGGACACUAACCCACAAUGCCUCAGUGAAGUCCCUCACUGGGUUUGGUCCUGCUGCUGUGUAUGAUGCCUUCCUCAAGCCAAAGGAAGCUAGUCUUGCCGCUGAGGAGAAGCGCCUCGCCCCAUACCACAUUUUCUCCCCGGCCUACAUCCUGGCUCCCAUCAAGGAGAGCCGUGGCACCUACAGGGAAGCACAGGAGGCAUUGGGGGUGCCAAGGGAGAAGUCCACCAUACUCAACUGUACCUACUGCCUCUCUGAGGAUCAGCGGUGGUUGUUGGCCACUGCAACAGAUGACCUUGGGGAAAUCCUUGAAACUGUCACCAUCAGCAUAGAGAUUCCCAACAGGACGCGAAGAAAGAAAGCUUCAGCGCGGCGCAUUGGCCUCAAGAAGCUGAUGGACUGGAUCCUGAGUGUCAUGUCCAUUGGGGUGCACCCUUGGCGCCUCAUUGUGGGGCGGCUGGGAAGGAUGGGGCACGGGGAACUGAAGGGGUGGUCCUCCCUGCUCUCCCGCAAGUCCCUCAUCCAGGCAUCGAAGAACUUGAAGGAAAUGUGCAAACAAUGUGCUUAUCUCUUCCCUGGGGACGCGCCAUGUAUCCUCUCUGCUUGCCUGGUCUCUAUAGAAGCAGACUCGUCCUUCCGCAUGAUGCCUGACAUGUUCACGCCUGAUGAGAGGUUUGGCCAGAACAGCCAGAACUGCAACCUGUCUACGCCUGAAGACCUCACCUGUACUCAUAUACUAGUGUUUCCCACCUCAGCCAAAACUCAGUCUGCCCAGAAGAUGUUCCAAGACGAGCAGACGUUUGAUGAGAAUGCAGACCUGCUGCUGGACAACGACGUGGAAAACGACAUAGAUGUAGUGAUGGAUGGCAUGCCCAUGGGCCUCAGCAUCAACGAGCUGCUCAUGCUGGACACUGGCCCCAACCAAGACGACCAGCUGGAGGAUGGGGGCGGCCACCGGGACUCCCUCUCACAGCCCUCCAGCCCCAUCAUGGGGGCUGGAGGCCGGACCAGCCCUUCUCAGUUUUCUGGACAGGCACGGUCCAAUGGUGUGGUUUUGGUGGACCCCCAGGAGGAUGGCCGUGGCUCGGUGCUGCAGCAACCACUUGCCCUCGGUUAUUAUGUUUCUACUGCCUCGACAGGCCGGUUGCCCCGCUGGUUCUGGUCUGCUUGCCCUCACCUGGAGGGCUCUUGUCCUGUGUUCCUUAAGUCCGCCCUCCAUCUCCACUCCCCAGGCAUCACUCAGUCAGAGGAGUUUGUGCACAACACCAACAAUAAAGUCCACCCCCUGGACUCCUCCUACACCACAGAUGUCCUCAGAUACGUGCUUGAGGGCUACAAUGGCCUGUCAUGGCUGGUGCUGGACCCAGCAAAGCAGGACAGGAGGUCAUGCCUGCCCCUCCACAUGCAGGUCCUUGCCCACCUGUACAACAUUAUGGCUGCCCUCGUAUGAUGUCCCAAGGGCAAGGAUAACGUGUCUUGAUAUCAGUAUUUCCUUGAGCUGUGGUGCAAUUGUUGGGCUUUACAGAAAGUGUCUCCUCGCCGGACUACAAAAAAGUGCUCUUGAAUGAAAUUACAUCAUGGUUUGUUUUAUGGAAAAGUGUUCUUGUAAUUGUUCUGUAUUUUAUAUAAAUUUUAACCACUAAUUCAGAUUCUAAUUUCAAGGAUCUCUAAAAAUUACUUCAUGAAAAUUCAACAAGAGGCAGAAUUUUCCUAACCAUUUGUAAUUUGGAAAUGACCUAAUAACGAAUAGCCUCGUGGUUGUUUUGAUGAAAUAUUUUGUUAAGAAUUUUAAUAUUUAAUUUUUAUGGUGAGUGAGUUUGUGCCUGGGUGACUCUCAAGAGGCUUACAAUGAGCUGCGGGUUGUAGCGUAGUGCUGGCGCGUGUUGGAUCAGGGAGGCAGAGCAGACGAACCAAAGCAUUAUUACAGUAGGGCUGAUGCAUAAUUUUCUUAAUGCUCAAAGGGAAGGUGUUACCUCACAAAACUUGAAUUAUCUCAAAGAUCAAUGUAUAUAUAUAUAUAUACUUAACUUAUUGACCAGGAGUCCACCACAAUGCAAUCAAAACAGUCCUGCCUUAGGGAGAGGGACGCACGGUCGGACCACCUCGGCAGACUGGGAGGAGCCGCGGCGACCGGCUGUACGUUGUGCUGAAUCACACUCUUGGGCGAGCGUAGGCAGGUGGGCUGUUGGUCCGUCAGGCUGGGCAAGGUUAGCCAGUGCAUUGUUAGUGACUAGUAUCCAAGCAGGAUUGUCUGUGAUAAAAUGAGUGACAGAUUGUACUUCAUAUUGGAUAUUUAUGCCUUUUAUUAUUAACCGGUUUUCAGCAUUGCGGUGCUGGCAACUCGAGUAAUGUAAACUAAUAAGGCAGUGGUGUACAAGCCAGGUGGGCCCAACUCUUAAGAGGCCAAGAGCCGCUGCCCCCCCAGUGCUCCAGAUAGUGUACAGAGCAGCGCCAGUUUGUUCACUCACCUGUAGCCAAAUUGUACAUAAAGAUUUAGGAAGGUGACCUGUGAGCCCCUGGGAGGUGGCAGUGUGUGAUUGGCUCCCAGUGACCCCCCAUCUCCCCCCCCCCACUGCUGGGUGUACAUAGCCUAGGUUACUUGUACAGCGAGACACACGUUUUACACCUCCUGACUGUUUAUAAAAGUUAAGAAGUAUUCUCUCUCCCUCUGGUGCAACUGCCUCCCAUCUUGAUGCAAACGGAAGGGGUUGUAGUGUAAAAUAUUUCUGUCAGUAAAUUCAAUUGUUUAUUUUGAGACUAACUUAAAAAAAACAUAAAAAUCAAGUAGUAUUUAAGGCUAGAUAGUUUAAAGAAGUAUUUUACAAAGGAAACAUUUGUACAAGAAGUGUAUGUAUUUUACAAAGUGGAAGACAGUUGAACCUUCCACGGCAAGAAAGUGCUUCACUCGUCUCCGGGUCCUGCAGCGGUGCGUGACUCUGCCCAACAAGACAGUAGUGGUGAGGUGGGCGCCGUGGGGCUGCCACAGUGGCCGGAGGGACUGAGGAGUGAAGACAAAACUUAAUGCACUUUUAUGCAUUCUUUUGAGGUUGGGACAGCCUUAUGCCAGCCAGGGUGCGUGUGGAGCAAGCUAUUUAUAUGUGUGUGUCGUGAGGAGUCGUGAGCCAACAACUGUCUACCAGAUGAACUGUUUCAGGACUGGACCGUUUUGUUACAUUUUUUAGGAAAUGUGUAUUUUAUGAGGUACUAUAGCAUUUUAUAUGUAAAGUUUUAUUUAUGUUGAGUUUCCGACUAUGCAGUAUUGUAGAGAGAGUAUUUGAUGGGGCUUCAUCAGGUGUGUGACACUGCUAUGUGGACUCUGAAUAAUGAAUAACUCUUAGGACUCAUUCCACUUUCAAGCCAAAUUUUGAUCAGUAAAUUGUUUUUGAAAAGCAAAACAUUUAUGUGAAAUUGAGUAUUGAGACUGCAAUAAAGUGACUGUAUGCAAUCACAGAAAUAAAUGAGAUUAGCUGUGCAUAGAGUAGACAGAUAAGGUCAGGGUUGGCUGUGGGCCGGCGGCAGCUUCUUCCUUGCUCAAGCACUGUACUGUCUGUCCUGUCCUCUUCCUUCCAUUCACAGGAGUAGCGGCGGCGGUGACGUGCAGACCGGCAUGGCACAAACCAUCCAUCCUCCUAAGCACAAAGUGUAGGAUAGCCUUAGGACGCCCCACAUGUCACUCCAUCCCGCCACCCUGCCACUCAUUCCUACUCUCAUCUUAAGUUGUUUCCACUUAUUGUACAGAGGCAUCCACGUGAAUUGGUGGAUGUUUGUUUUAGACAUUUUUAACAUUACCAUUAUCAUGUAUACAUUCUCUCUCUCUCUCUCUCUCUCUCUCUCUCUCUCUCUCUCUCUCUCUCUCUCUCUCUCUCUCUCUCUCUCUCUCUCUCUCUCUCUCUCUCUCUCUCUCUCUCUCUCUCUCUCUCUCUCUCUCUCUCUCUCUCUCUCUCUCUCCGCAUAUGACAUUAUCUUGUGAUCUCUCUCUCUCUCUCUCCGCAUAUGACAUUAUCUUGUGAAGCACCACGUACUGGACAUGACUAUUGGCAGUAUUGAUCCUUUAUGAAUUGUAAUGGUUUGAGGUGUUCCCAUUACCUGUAGACUGACAACACCAUCUUAGGUAGUGGCUGGUACAAGGCACCUCCAUACAUAUGUACAAGCAUUCCUUGACACGUAUAUCGCAGUGUAAAAGGAUCAGCAAAGAGCAGGAAAGGUUCUGAAAGAAUAGAGAAGCGAGUAAAGAGCUGUGUGAAAGAAGUUACUGGUUGAGUUUAGGAGGAUAAAAUUAUUAGAGCCUUAAAGGAGGGAGUGCCAGGACUGGACUUCAUUGACUUGUAGCCAUUCCCAGAAGCACCAGGCAUUGAUAGCUAGAUAGACACUGAGGUUCAGAGUGCUGUGUGUGUGUGUUGAGUGGGCGAGGGAUUGUGUUGCUUGCAGUGCAAGUACCUCAAGUUGCCCACGGGGAGUUUAUUACGUUUGCUGUGGAAUGUGACCAAGAAAGUCGUUAGCUGUUGAGCGGUUCUUAAAUUAUUAAAUUGUUUUUUAUUUAUUGCCGAAUAUUUCUGGAGUUAUUGAGGUUCCAACUGAAGCAGAGACAAGCUUACAAGUUCUAAAGAGCUUAAUAGUAGUUGUUCCUUUGAUAACUUUAACAUAAAUCAUAAGAAAUUAUAGAAAUGUUCUAUAAUAAUAGAACCACCAUCGCUUCUACUAUGAAAGUCAGACUAACCGCAGCAUGUUCAUGGUUGUCGUCAGUCCAUAUCAAGCAUUGAAACAUUCACCAUCACCACCACAUCCGAAAGGUUCACUCAUUCAUCAUCAAAUUACACACACACACACACCACCCCAAGCUCAGUGGAGAGCGUCCACGCUUGUCAUUCGACAGGCGUAGGUUUGAACCCCACUCAGGUCAUUAAGGAUGGUUCAUGGUGGUGGUUACUCUCUUCCUCUGAGCAAGGGGGAGGGUUGUGUGCGUAUGACGCCCCAGCUUUACCCAUAGUUCAAUCUCUAUGAGCUUUGAGCUCCUGGGAGGGUAACCAGACCAUCGUGAAAUAAACACACCCCAAGGUGAAGGUCAGGGAAGGCCCUCCCCUCCCCGCCGCCGUCCGCUCGCACCCUUCCCUUCUCUUCUCCGUCAAACUUUACAAUAAUUAUUUUUUUAUGAAGCUGACCCUCGCCUGACUCUCCCAGCAUAUCAGCGUUUUGUUUGGGUUGUGCUGCCAAGGCCCGUGUGAGGUGAGCGUGUGUGAGUGUGAGGUGGGGCCGUGCUCCAGGCCCCCCACUGUCAUUAUUAUCAUUGGUAUAAAAUACAGUUUUAUGUGUAA